AAACAUGCUGUGCUUUACAAGUUUUGACACCUGAACAUAAGACUCAGUUUCACCAUGUUCAGCUGGUUCUGGAAUCUUUUGCUGCUGUUUUGCUUUGUUAUUUCUAGCGAAACCACCUCUAUACUUGUAAAAAAGGGAAGCAACGCCACCCUGCCUUGUGAAUUAAAAGACAGAGACAUUUUUAAUGUUAUUUUAAAGCGUCAGUCAAAAAACAUUCCUGUUUGUAAGACUGAAAACUGUAGUGGACGAGCAUUUAAAAUAAAAGCCUGUGAUGUCGUCAUCAAGGAUCUGAUCUUCAGUGAUGCUGGGAAAUACAUUCUGAGAGUCUUUUACGGCAAUGAUCAGACAGAGCUGAAGCAACAAAGGGAGUACCAUCUUCAUAUUCAUGAUGAGACUUUAGUGAAAAUCGGUGAGGAGCUGAAGUUAGAUGUUCUGAGGGCCAGUGCUGAAAAAGUGGAGACAAACUCCAGUGGAGACUGGAGGGAGGUGUGGAACAGAAACCAUGGGGUCCUGGAUCAUCAUCUGACUGACAGUGAUGGAAACCUGACCAUUAAAGGGUUUACAGCCAAUGAUACAGGAACAUACAGAGUUCUGGACUCUGAAAAUAACACCUUAAUCACAGUGACUGUCAGAGAAUAUAGUACAGAAUCAGAGAAAGACAAAAUUAACGACCCAAAAGAUACUGUACUGUCUGUCGUGCUGCCUGUGGUGUCUGGGGUUCUGGUUCUGGUUCUGAUUAUAUUUGUUGUCAUCAAGAAACCCCAGUGUCAACAGAGGAACCCAGAACCUGAUCCUUACCAAGAGGUCCCAAUGGAAGAAAUUACACAAGGGGCCCAGAACAUCUAGCAACACCACUGGUUACAAUAAUUGUUAUAUUAUAAUCGUAAGAAUUGUAAUUGUAAUAUGCCUUCAGUGCCAACAGAUCUUCUGAGGAUUCUGUCAGUAUAUGUCUGCAGCUAGAGGUGUGCAAUAUGUAUCAUCUACAAUAAUAUCACAAUUGUUGGUUUUACAAUAAAGAAGCUGACAUUAUCAAGUAUGUCACUCACCUCGCAAAAACAGACCUUGAUAGUGCACACUUUCACUGCAUGCUGUAGACUAGCAGAAUGCCGUUAGACUAACCACGAAAUUCAAGUUAUGAGGCCAAAAUGCCCCUGUAUGAGUUUUAGUCUUAUAUCAUAAAAUAGCUGAGCCAGAGUGCUUUUCUUCCCAAAUAUCUGCAUGAUUGCAAAUGUGAUAUAGAUUUUAUACAACAGUUCAGUAAACAAGAAGUUAAUAUAAAGAAAGCAAAAUUUUGGACAGUAUUGUCUGAAUAUAUUUAUUAAAUGUAAGAAUUUGACAAAAUAUUAUGCAUACAUCCAAGGUAGAAAAAUGUCCACAAAGGUAAAAAUGCCCCAGGAAAUCAAUUACUAGGCUACAUCCCACAGUGAAAGUGUGCAUUA
Messenger RNA from Sinocyclocheilus grahami, 1439 nucleotides. RefSeq lists its product as uncharacterized. Lineage: Eukaryota; Metazoa; Chordata; Actinopteri; Cypriniformes; Cyprinidae. Bases 55 to 846 code for a protein of 263 amino acids. The transcript has 6 exons. The record is from RefSeq and is a predicted model, not a curated record.